Fulvia fulva is the source of this 1113-nucleotide messenger RNA. RefSeq lists its product as uncharacterized. NCBI's taxonomy places the organism in Eukaryota, Fungi, Ascomycota, Dothideomycetes, Mycosphaerellales, Mycosphaerellaceae. The record is from RefSeq and is a predicted model, not a curated record. Bases 1 to 1113 code for a protein of 370 amino acids. The transcript is spliced from 2 exons.
AUGGAUUCGCCAACGGCGCUAGCACCUGACGAGUUACCUUCGCCACGGUCUGGAAGUGUCAGCUACACAGUCGAGGACCUCGAGAAGCAGGCGACCUCGUCAAGCGUGUUCAACAGACCAGAUACAUGGUCGCACAGCUCGUGCACGACCUUCGCGAAAGAGUUGCCUCGGCGAGACACUUUACUACCCAAUGGCCAGCCGGAUGGUGUACAUCGCCGUGACACAGGCUUUUCGACAGCAACUUCCAGCUUCUCUCCAAGACUGGAGCGAAGGCAAACCUGGAAGGUAGAGGAAGAAGCGCUGCAUGGUUACCCUCAGUUGGCUGCAAUGUUAGGGACCGAGGAUAACUAUGCGAUCUAUCGCAGAUUCGCAGCUUUGAACGCUCGGAACUUGCUGUACCACCAAGCCAAGCUCAUCCACCUGGAGCACCAACUCCACGAUCUUGAGCUGAUGCACGGCCACGGCGAGCACGAGGACCUGCACUAUAAGAUCGAACAUCUUUUCUCGGAUAUUCCGACGAGCAACCCGGCCGCGCCAUUCGAGCGAAAUACAAAGAUAUCAGCCGAGCACUGGACAAAUGCGACCUUUGUCGAUAGUAUCUGGAACUAUCUUCACUUGGCGACCACCAAGAAACCGGGCUGGCUGCAGCAUCCAGAAAACACUGCCUAUGCUGUAGAUGAGCGGACCCGAAAACCCUUACAAAGCGACCUUGUCACGCUGAAUCGUGCUUUCAAGCAGCAGGAUAUGUUCACCAGAUUCUUUACCGGAACAUUCCUGGACUGGUGGCAUCGGAUAUACUCGAAGAUCCGCAAGCCAGAUGGUGACCAUGGAGAGUACAUCUAUGGCGAUGGAAAAGUCAGCAUAGCCAUGAGGGCAUUUGUGAUGGUCAUCGCGUCAGCGCUACCGACAUGCUCGAUCGUGGCGCUGUACUUCAUCCAGUCUCCGAUAUGGCGGUUGAUCUUCAUCGUGUUGUUCUCGGGCGUCUUCGCGUGCGCGCUGACGAUAUUCACCGAAGCCAGGAGCAUCGACGUGUUCACCGCGUCAGUCGCAUUGGCGUCGGUUCAGGUGGUCUUUGUUGGUACAGCUUUUGGUAAUGGUCAGAACAACGAUUAG